GUGACCAGGUGCUUCGCAGCCGCACGACGCAUGAUGGUUGAACCACUCAUGAGCCACUGAUAUGAGGCUGCUGCGACUAAUGAUACCAUCACCCGGCUCCACCGUGGGCAAAUGAAAUGGCGUCGUCACAGCCAAUCAAGAGGCGCCAUGUCCCACACGCACAGUCACCGGCGGGAGAGUGGCAAAGCUUGCAUAACACGAUUCUCGUUCUCACUACAAAACCACACUCGCUCUCUUUUUCUUCGUUCUUUCUCCCAUUUCCUAAAUCCUCCUUAAACCCUAACACUCUCAAUCUCAAUCUCAUGAUUAAUGGAAGACCGAGCGCAAGAUGCACUAUUCCCUGGUUGCCGGUUCUACCCGUCCGAAGAGGUUCUACUCGGCUACUACUUAACCAAGAAGAACGAGAACCGGGAGCAGAGGUUCAACGGUUCUGAUUUGAUCAAGGAACUGAACCUGUACGAUCAUGACCCCUUCGAAUUACCGGACGCUGCGUGCUUCCCGUACGGUUACCGAGGGAGGAAGAAGCAUUGGUUCUGUUACACCGUUAAAGAGACCAAAAGCCCAAGCAGAAAGGUCAAAAGCGGGUUCUGGCUCCGGAAGGGAAGGGUUCGAGAUAUUCGCGAUAACGGUGGGAUUGGGAACGCUGUUUUAGGCACCAGGUCCCGUUUCGUUUUCUACGUCGGGAAUUCGCUGAAAAAAGCUACCAGAACGGAUUGGAUUUUGUACGAGUACGCAUUGGUUGACCAAAUUCUGUCUUCGUUUGUGCUUUGUCGUGUGGUUAAUAAGCCUCAUCAUAAGAAUAGUCCAUCUGAAAUUGGUCGCAGUUGUUGUGCUGAAGAGAGUGCAGCUGUGGUGGUGCGACACAUCGGUGUUCAACAUGAUGGAUGUGUUGGAGGUGAUGACGUUUGUGAUAAUGGAUAUGUUAAUAGAGAGAUUGAGGCCGCUGAGAAUCCAAUUAGGCGUGGUGGUGAACAUGAUCAUGCAGCAACUGUUUCAGUUGCUCAGGGAAGUCAGCCGGUUCAGGAAAGGCUUUCUGGACUUCCCUGUGACGGUGCAUUGUACAUUGAAGCUGUGAUACCUCAGCAACACAUGCUUUCCAUUCUAGAGGAGGAUUUCAUAGAAUUGAAUGAUAUUGUAUGAAUGGGUUGGUUGUAAGAGAUAAUGUGAAUUCUAAUCCAGCUAUCAGGAGUAUUUGUCACCUGAAACAAUUGUAUUCAGAAUGGAUAACUGCCUGAGCUAAAGGAGAGAGAUUUAUAAUAUUGAGUAGCUGUUGUUCCACUCAAAUGAAGAUACAUACCGUCAGAUGGGUUGGGACGAAUGUCAUGGAUUAUGAUCUCUUCGCAUGUUAAGGUAGUUACUUUAGAUCUUUGUAUGUUAAACUCUUGAGCCCUACUUGAGGAAAUAUUCAGCGGAUCUUCUUUGUUUUGGGCAUGCAGAUUUUUUUCCUCUGCCUACUGAAUGGCAAUUGGCUCCAGAGCGAUAGAGUUAGAGUUAGAUAUUGGUAUUGGUAAUUGGAAUAUGCAAUUUACACUAAUAUGCCAUGAGCAACUUCACCGUACUUCAUGCUUUCAUUCCUUGAAUGAACGACCUGUUCAUAUUUAAAUUAUAUUUCAUUCCUGGGACCAUCAGAAUUUACUAUCUACACCUUAGUAGCAGGGCCUAUUCGUAACUGUCUGUGGUACUUUAUUUUUCCUAUCUUGUUCAAGAGGUAAAUCGGAUGAACUCCAAAUUGUAAGUGUUACAGCAUAACCAUAGUUAUAUGAUUUGCCUUAACCUUCUAUUUACUUCUGUGGUUAAGCUGACUAA
Messenger RNA from Vigna angularis (adzuki bean), 1806 nucleotides. RefSeq names its product NAC domain-containing protein 35. Lineage: Eukaryota; Viridiplantae; Streptophyta; Magnoliopsida; Fabales; Fabaceae. The coding region runs from base 310 to 1140 and encodes 276 amino acids. Gene Ontology annotation, molecular function: DNA binding. Gene Ontology annotation, biological process: regulation of DNA-templated transcription. The record is from RefSeq and is a predicted model, not a curated record. The transcript is spliced from 3 exons.